Molecule: messenger RNA, 1765 nt
Organism: Megalops cyprinoides (Indo-Pacific tarpon)
Lineage: Eukaryota; Metazoa; Chordata; Actinopteri; Elopiformes; Megalopidae
Gene: nostrin
Product: nitric oxide synthase trafficking
Exons: 16
Coding region: 1-1626 (541 amino acids)
Biological process (GO): signal transduction
Cellular component (GO): plasma membrane; cytoplasm
Molecular function (GO): protein binding
Source: RefSeq, a predicted model, not a curated record
AUGAAGGACCCCACGAGUGGCUGCAGGUACAAUUCGCUGUACCAGGAUCUGAAGAAAUUUUCAAAGAAUGGAGAGCAUUUCUGCAAGGAGCUCCUGGCAGUCUUCCAGCAAAGGUCUGAGCUGGAGAGCAGUUAUGCAAAGGGACUGCAGAAGCUGGCUGGAAAACUCAUCAAGGCGUCGAGCAGUAUGACCAGCAAUUCUACCUACAACGCUUGGGCCCAUGUGUCGGAUGAAAUGUAUUCCACAGCAGACAUACACAGAACACUGGGGAACGCCUUACAGCAGGAGGCUAUUCUGGAACUCCGGCAGGUUCUGGAUGAGCACACCAAACGGAAGAGGCCUCUAGACAGCGCUGUUGAGAAGACCGGGAAGCUUGUCGUCACAAACUGGAAUGAGCAGCUGAAGAUCAAGAAGAAAUUAAUGGGAUUGACAAGAGAACAUGAGGCCCUUUUCAGCUUUGUGGAGAACAACAAACAUAUAUCCACAGAGAAAGAAAAGCAGAAGAUGCUCAACAGGUUGACCAAGUCAGCAGAGGCACAGACCAGGGCAGAUGAAGAGUACUUUAACAUCAACACGGCCGGCCAUCAGUUCAGACUGAAAUGGGAAACCACACUUAAGAACUGCUACCAGAUCAUUCAAGAGCUGGAGAAAGAGCGCAUUGAAAUACUGUGUAACAUCCUCAACAAGUACAACCUGCACAUGGCCAGCUUUGGGCAGACCCUUGCACACUGUCAGAAGCAAAUAGACCAGUCAAUCCGGAAAGUGGACGUGGAGAGGGACAUUCAGGUCCUCGUUGAAGAGACCAGCAUCACGGCAGAAGACAAGGCUGAAUUCCUGCUGGCCGAUUACUUUGAGGAAGACAGUAAGACUGUGAUGGGGAGAGAGAGACGGAAGGAGGCCAUCAAGGCCAAACUCCAGCGACUGCAGGACAAUAUCGCCAAGACAAAGAAAGAUCAAGAUGGUUUGGAGAGGAUGGUGAAAACCUACACUGAUAACCCAUCGUUCUCAAACAAGAAGAAUCUGGAGGAGACAGAGCAGCUGCUUGAUGAGACCACCCUGAAGCUGGACCUACUGGAGGCAAACCUCUUUAAGCUCUCAGUUGUCCUGGCCGAGUUGGAGGGGAAACCAAAGCCCUCACACAGGUUCAGUGACAGCAUUACAAAAUGGAAAGAUAAGGAUUAUGAGCACAGCAUUGUGCGGCUGGCCCGUCCAGUCAGGAUUAAGAGGACACCGUUCAGGUCGAGACAGUCUCUCAGGUCCACGGUCACGCACUCAGCUCCUGCACUGAGCAUGGCAACACAGCCCCCCGCGUCUGACCCCGACACGACCCAGGGCACCGAAACGCAGCGUGAGGACGGGCUCAACGGAUACACCGAAUUCGAUGAUGAAGACGAUAACUGUGCCGAUGCAGAGCUCCCAAGCAUUGGCAAAUGCAAAGCACUUUAUGACUUCACAUCAGACAGAGACGACGAGCUGAACCUAAAGGAAGGUGACCUUCUGGACAUUUUUGAAAAGGAUGAGAGCGGUUGGUGGUAUGGAACAUUAAACGGCCAGAAAGGACACUUCCCAUCCACCUAUGUCGAGGAGCUGCCCACGCUGAGUGUCGCCAUGUCAUCUGAUGUAUGACACGCCAUUGGAUACUGCAAUGUAACUAAUAUAAAAAAAAUUUCUUUACUUUCUUUUCUACUUUAGACCAAGAUUUCAAAUUUUCAGUAAUCUUUCAGCAUCAAUAAUACAAAUAAGAACUGUAAAUUGCCUCAUUUUG